Molecule: messenger RNA, 1728 nt
Organism: Perognathus longimembris pacificus (Pacific pocket mouse)
Lineage: Eukaryota; Metazoa; Chordata; Mammalia; Rodentia; Heteromyidae
Gene: Agpat4
Product: 1-acylglycerol-3-phosphate O-acyltransferase 4
Exons: 9
Coding region: 206-1342 (378 amino acids)
Cellular component (GO): mitochondrial outer membrane; endomembrane system
Molecular function (GO): 1-acylglycerol-3-phosphate O-acyltransferase activity
Source: RefSeq, a predicted model, not a curated record
UCCGGCGCUGGCUCACUCACCGCUCCCGUAAAGUGCGGGCAGUCUCGGGACCCCGGCCGAGCGGCUCGCUCCCGGCCCCGGCGCUCAGGUCCGUGCGCCCCGGCGCGGCCAGCAAGGAGACGCUUUCCUGAGUCCGGGAUCUCUCCCUUCUGGACAUAACCCCCUGUGGGCGCUUGCUGGUUUUUGGACAGAGGCACCCAACAUCAUGGACCUGGUGGGGCUGCUCAAAUCUCAGUUCCUGUGCCACCUGGUCUUCUGCUACGUGUUUAUCGCCUCGGGGCUCAUCGUCAACACCCUUCAGCUCUUUACCCUGGUCCUCUGGCCCAUCGACAAGCAGCUCUUCCGGAAGAUCAACUGCAGGCUGUCCUAUUGCAUCUCAAGCCAGCUGGUGAUGUUGCUGGAGUGGUGGUCAGGCACGGAAUGCACGCUCUUCACCGACCCGAGGGCCUACUCCCACUUCGGGAAGGAGAACGCCAUCGUGAUUCUCAACCACAAGUUUGAAAUUGACUUUCUGUGCGGCUGGAGUCUGGCCGAGCGCUUUGGGAUCUUGGGGAACUCCAAAGUCCUGGCCAAGAAGGAGCUGGCGUACGUGCCCAUCAUCGGCUGGAUGUGGUACUUCACCGAGAUGAUCUUCUGCACGCGCAAGUGGGAGCAGGACCGGCGCACCGUGGCGGCCAGCCUCGCGCGCCUCCGCGACUACCCCGAGAAGUUCUUCUUCCUGAUCCACUGCGAGGGGACGCGGUUCACGGAGAAGAAGCACCACAUCAGCAUGCAGGUGGCCCAGGCCAAGGGCCUGCCCAGCCUCAAGCACCACCUGCUGCCCCGCACCAAGGGCUUCGCCAUCACCGUCAGGUGCCUGAGAGAUGUAGUUCCAGCUGUAUAUGACUGUACACUCAAUUUCAGAAAUAAUGAAAACCCAACACUGCUGGGAGUCCUAAACGGAAAGAAAUACCAUGCCGAUUGCUAUGUUAGGCGGAUUCCCAUGGAGGACAUCCCGGAGGACGAUGACCAGUGCUCCGCCUGGCUGCACAAGCUCUACCAAGAAAAGGAUGCCUUUCAGGAGGAGUACUACAGGACAGGCUUCUUCCCCGAGACGCCCCGGGUGCCCCCGCGGCGGCCCUGGGCCCUGGUCAACUGGCUGUUCUGGGCCUCGCUGCUGCUCUACCCUUUCUUCCAGUUCCUGGUGAGCAUGGUCAGCAGCGGCUCCUCCAUGACGCUGGCCAGCCUGGUCAUCGUCUUCUGCAUGGCCUCCGUCGGGGUGCGAUGGAUGAUCGGAGUGACAGAGAUCGACAAGGGCUCCGCCUACGGCAACAUGGACAACAAACCGAAGCCGAGCGACUGACUGGGCCGCACCCGCUCCCCGGGGAGCUGAGGACGGUGGCCGCGGCGGGCCUCCUCGGCGGGCCGCGGUGGCCCAGGCCGGGCCGCGCGGGAAUCACACCCCCUCCGGCCCGACGGGGGAGAAGAUGCUCUUGAACCGUUUCCUCCCCCGAACCAUGUAGCGGGUUCUGGCUUUCUUUUCACUUGCACACGUGUUUGUGCCCGUGUGUGUGUGCGUGACCGUGCGAAGGCUGUUUUCCGGCCGCAGGGCCGCUGGCGGGGCACAGGGGGACCGGUGUCCCCGUUCUCCUUCGGUGCUGAGUCUGUAACCGUGAUUGCCGGAGACUGGAAAGCGCUUUAGAUAAGACGACUAAAUUAUGCCUCCAGGAAAAAUUAAAGUGUUGUCCG